GACAAUAUGGCGGGGGCUGGAGCUGCGGUCGGAAGGAGGAAGUGUCAUUCAUGCUAGGAUUGCAGGGAGGGGGGCUCCUUGUAACCGCACAGCUCUCUCAGCGGCGUCCCCGGCGUCCCGUGUGUUGGGUGAGGGGAGCCGGGGCGCCCCAGCAUGCGCUGAGUGAGCCGGCAGCAUCCAGGGAGCCGGCGCCGCCAUGUCCUUCUUCCGCAGGAAAGUGAAAGGAAAAGAUCAAGACAAGCCAGAUGUGAAAGUAUUUAAAGAAGCUGCACCUGCACCAGUACAUUCCCCAUCAAGAAGUCCAAAAAAUAAUGCCUUGCUGGAGGCUGCUGGACCGAGCCAUGUGGCUAUCAAUGCCAUAUCAGCCAAUAUGGACUCUUACUCAAGCAGCAGGACUGCUGCGCUCAAAAAGCAGCCAACUCACAUGGAAGCUACACAUUUUGGAGAUCUUGGCCGAUCAUGUCUGAAUUAUGAGUCCCAAGAUGCAAAGUCAAAUCUUUCAAAAACUCUUGUACAAGUUCUCCAAGACAAUUUGGCCCUCCCUUAUUUUAUUCAGUUUAUGGAACUCCGCAGAAUGGAACAUUUAGUAAGGUUCUGGCUGGAGGCUAAAAGUUUUAACUCCACUACCUGGUCCCGAAUUAGAGCAUACAGUCUAAACACAGUCAAGCACAGCACUUUGGCAGAGCCCAUGUCGCCAUCUCCAAGGCGGCCGGAUCAGUCUGCGGCUUCAGUUGAUCAGCAGGCCCAAGAUUGCUCUAAACUUCCACAACAUACAUCCAGAUUGAAAGCGUUAGGUUCUGCAGCAAACCAACGCAACGCUUCACAGACUAAACAGAAGAUGGGGAGCAUGCCAGCUAUUCAGCUAGAACUGUCUACGGAUGAGACCUUACUCCCCUAUGAGCAGUCUUCCAAGCUUAACGCAUCAAACAGGAACAGUCCUAUAGACGAAGGGCUAGCUGACAUGUCCCAGAAGUUAAUGAAGGGUAUAGAACGGGAUGCUGUGAACACAUUCACCAAAUACAUUUCUCCGGAUGCUGCUAAACCCAUCCCCAUCAGUGAGGAAAUCAGGAGCGAUAUUGUAGCAAAAAUCUGUGGCGAGGAUGGCCAAGUGGACCCCAACUGCUUUGUUACGGCACAGUCCAUAGUUUUUAAUGCGAUGGAACAAGAGCACUUUUCAGAAUUUUUACGAAGUCAACAUUUCUGUAAAUACCAGAUUGAGGUGCUGACCAGUGGAACGGUGUACCUGUCGGAUAUUUUGUUCUGCGAGUCUGCGCUCUUUUAUUUCUCAGAGUACAUGGAGAAGGAAGAUGCAGUCAAUAUAUUACAAUUCUGGUUGGCUGCUGACAAUUUCCAGUCUCAACUUGCAGUCAAGAAUGGACAGUACGAUGGACAGGAGGCGCAGAACGACGCAAUGAUCCUUUAUGAUAAGUAUUUUUCUCUACAAGCAACGCACCCAUUAGGCUUUGAUGACUCUGUGCGGCUAGAAAUAGAGUCCAACAUUUGCCGGGAAGGAGGCCCACUCCCAAACUGCUUCACCACUCCAUUACGUCAGGCUUGGACCACCAUGGAGAAGGUUUUCUUGCCUGGCUUCCUCUCUAGCAAUCUGUAUUAUAAGUACUUGAAUGAUCUGAUUCACUCAGUGAAGGGUGAUGACUAUACGUGGACUGGAGCUGGAAAUCCAAGUCAAGGAAACCAAGGCACUCCCAACCAUGAGCCCUGUACUGGGGCAUCGGACAUAUCCACCUCUCAGACUAACGUCAAAAAGAGCAAUGUAAAAAUUCUGAAAAACUUUGAUGAAGCAAUAAUUGUUGAUGCUGCAAGCCUGGAUCCUGAGUCGCUCUAUCAACGAACAUAUGCUGGGAAAAUGUCUUUUGGGACAGUGAGUGAUCUAGGUCAGUUUAUCAGAGAGUCGGAGCCCGAGCCGGAUGUGAAGAAAUCCAAAGGGUCGAUGUUCUCCCAAGCGAUGAAGAAAUGGGUCCAGGGUAACACAGAUGAGGCUCAAGAAGAAAUGGCUUGGAAGAUAGCAAAGAUGAUAGUUAAUGAUGUGAUGCAGCAGGCACAGUGGAGUCCUCCACCAGACACCUCUACUAAGGUAUAAGAUCCAUGGCGUCACACCACUCUCUGUCUGACGUGACUUUCAAAAGUUCCUUGCACUUACAGAUGUGUUACAGCAACUGUGCUGAACAAGAGAAAGUAAUUAAAGCCAGUGUCGGGAUCAAAGCUUUUGGGACUAGAAGAAUAAAAAAAAAAAAAUGUUGUUCUUUUGACUAAGCCUCUCCCAAUAUAAUCUCUAUGAAGAUGUGCGCAGGGCACUUAAGGUGACCGCGAAGGUGAAACACACGAAGUGUGAACUAAGACUUCCUUCAGAGAUGCUGCAUGUUUCCGUGGUUAACACUUCAGGAUGAUUCUGGUCACUUUGUGAUCUAUCUGCACUGGAAAUAUCAUUCAUUAUGAAUAUGGAAAAGAUCACAGGAGUGUCAACAAGAGUCACAAGCCGGUCCAGGACCAUUCAGGAUAAGUUUUGAUACCUGCCUAGAUCAGUCGGUUCUCUAGUCACCACAAUUUAAAAGAACACAAAACUUCAUUAAAGAUAUGGGUCUGGGCGGACAUCUUGUUUGUGCGUGCACAUUGUACAAUUACCCAGACGCACUCUGACAUAUUACCGCAGUUUCCGUUUUUCAUUUUUCUGGUGGUUCAUAGUUUGCCCAUUGAGCUACUACAAAUGUUUUGCAGACAAUGUAUUUAAUACGACAUUCCCAUAAGUCAGGUUCCACAUUUGAAGGUGUAUUGUCACAGUUGAUGCAUAUUUGUGGCCUGGCCUAUGUAUUAUCCUUCAUGAUCCAUAGCAAUAAACACAUGCAUGAUACAGGGAUUCAGAGCUUCAGCUCCCUGGCCAUUAUUUCAUCCACACAAACUCUCUGACUUCUUUCCUAUAAGGGCUCUGUCACACGAGCGGAUGCCGUGCGUAGAAAUAGUGCCAAGGACAGCAGAGACACGGAGCAUUAACAACUUUAUCUCACUGUGAUUUUGUAGUAAAAAGAUCACAGAGAGGCAAAGAGCAUCAUCAGUCAUGUAAUGCUCCGGGUCUCUGCUGUCCAGAACGGGGCUUGGCUCUCUUUACCCGCACGGCAUCCGCUCAUGUGAAAGAGCCCUAAGGAUGCAUUUACACUGUUCACCCAAUCACCGGUACCUGCGUGCUGCUGAACGCUAUUUGCGGUGGCUUUGCAGCAAAUACACUUGGCUAAGAUCUGAUGUGUGUGAUAAAACCUGAUAACAUUAAUAGGCAUCUGUCAGCAGAUUUGCACCUAUGACACUGGGUGACCUGUUACAUGUGCACUUGGCAGCUGAAGACAUCGGUGUUGGUCCCAUGUUCAUAUGUGCACGCAUUGCUGAGAAAAAGGAUGGUUUAAUAUAUGCAAAUGAGCCUCUAGGAGCAACGGGGGCGUUGCCAUUACACCUAGAGGCUCCUCUCUCUCUACAAAUGAUGCGGCCUCUGCACUGACAUUACCCGGCAGCGUAAACGCAGUCACACCUGGUCCUGUCGAACAAAGUGCAGAGGGUGCGGCAGCUGCAGAGAGCAGAGCCUCUAGGUGUAAUGGUAACGCCCCCGUUGCUCCUAGAGGCUCAUUUGCAUAUAUUAAAACAUCAUUUUUCUCAGCAACGCGGGCACAGAUGUACAUGGACCAACACAGACAAGCGCACAUGUAACAGGACAUGCAACAGGACAGCCAGUUUCUUAGGUACAAAUCUGCUGACAGAUGCCCUUUUAAUUCACUUGUGUUAAAAAUGAGAAAAAAAUACCUUAUUCCUAUGCCACGUUAUCAUAAACUGAAGUUAGUCAGCGCGAAACCGCAGCCACGUACCGGAGUAGUUUUUUAUCUUGAUUUUUGAAGUUACAGUCUGCUUGUGAGGAGAGCUUGUGUUCCUCUGACAACACUUCUUGGGAAAUGUGCAUCACGUUAAUGAAUGGCAACGUUUUCCCAUCUUUUAUAGAAUUUGCUGGAAAUUAAUCUGCUAAUAAAAGUGCUAAUUUAUAAUCAUUAAAUCGACACUUAAAGGGAAUGUGUCACCAUUUAAAUAAAAAAAAAAUUCUCCUAGUUAAAACCAGAUAGCAACGCAUUUUUUUUCUCUAAUCUAUUUCUAUUUUUUAGGUACAGAUUUUAAAUUUUAUUUUCUCGGUAUGAUUAUGGGGGCUGCCAUCUCGACCGAGCUGUUCUUAACGGCCUUUUAGAAAGCAUUUCAAGAAGUGCUUUACAGCAGCCACAUGGGUCAUAGACACAAUGGACAGGAGGGAACCAGGAGAGUUUUCUAGGCGCGCUCUGUGACCUGCGCAGAGGGCAUUUUACAAGCAAGGGGUAGAUGAGAUUUGACAGUCACCUAUUGUGAAUGGAGGAUCCUGUGUUAUCUAUACACAGAUGAUAUAUGCCAUUCUAAACCUGCUUGUAAUGAUAAGCAGAUAACUGCAGUAAAGUGAUAUGUACAGACCAAGAAGUGGCACCUAAUAUUGGGCUUAGUGGCCAGUGCGAAAACGGUAUGAUUU
Messenger RNA from Bufo bufo (common toad), 4540 nucleotides. It is a transcript of the gene AKAP10, whose product is annotated as A-kinase anchoring protein 10. Gene Ontology annotation, molecular function: protein kinase A binding. The transcript has 15 exons. Gene Ontology annotation, biological process: intracellular protein localization. Gene Ontology annotation, cellular component: plasma membrane. The record is from RefSeq and is a predicted model, not a curated record. NCBI's taxonomy places the organism in Eukaryota, Metazoa, Chordata, Amphibia, Anura, Bufonidae. Bases 197 to 2098 code for a protein of 633 amino acids.